UUUAAUUUACACAGGACACCUUUCUUAAAUAAUAUCUGAAACCUGCUCAACUUCUAUGCAAACAUAAUACAACUAAGAAUGCAUAUUUCAUCCUACAUGUUAUUCCUAAUUUUCUCUCUGUUUUCUCAAGGCUUUUUAUUUUCAGUUUCAAAGUCUACGAGAAAGGUAGAAGAUGAUGAUAUGAUACUAAAUACACUCAACAUAGGAAAAGCUCUUUGGAAUGGAGGUAAAACAGAGAAGACAGAGGCUAUACCUUCUCUUGAGCACUACAAGAUGGAGGACAGCAGCUUUUUGGAUGAAGAGGAAGACAGAAACCCAAAAUUCUUAAAUAUAGGUUCCAAACACAAUUUCAGAAGCCAUGGUCCACCACUGAAACUAGCUAUAAAACAGCAACCUUACCUUGCAAUGAAAGGCUCAAUGGCUUUUCCACUUGACACUGAUAUUCAGAAUAUUGAGUCAAUACAGGAAAGGAGAGAGACGGGGGAUGAAGAAAACUCAUCUAACUUUCCAAUAGGAAGGAGAGAUUUUGAUAUGCUCAGGUGUAUGUUGGGAAGAGUCUAUCGACCUUGUUGGCAAGUUUGAAAACUUCUGGUCUCUUCUCUGAAGAAGCAUUGGUUGUCAGUUU
Molecule: messenger RNA, 625 nt
Organism: Pelodiscus sinensis (Chinese soft-shelled turtle)
Lineage: Eukaryota; Metazoa; Chordata; Testudines; Trionychidae
Gene: PMCH
Product: pro-melanin concentrating hormone
Biological process (GO): chemical synaptic transmission; behavior
Molecular function (GO): melanin-concentrating hormone activity; type 1 melanin-concentrating hormone receptor binding
Source: RefSeq, a predicted model, not a curated record